Molecule: messenger RNA, 1657 nt
Organism: Piliocolobus tephrosceles (Ugandan red Colobus)
Lineage: Eukaryota; Metazoa; Chordata; Mammalia; Primates; Cercopithecidae
Product: vam6/Vps39-like protein
Exons: 12
Biological process (GO): vesicle-mediated transport; intracellular protein transport; endosomal vesicle fusion
Cellular component (GO): membrane; cytoplasm
Source: RefSeq, a predicted model, not a curated record
AGGAGAGCGAGCACGUGCUGAAGAAGGCUCACAAGUACAGUGAGCUUAUCAUCCUGUAUGAGAAGAAGGGGCUCCACGAGAAAGCUCUGCAGGUGCUCGUGGACCAGUCCAAGAAAGCCAACUCCCCUCUGAAAGGCCACGAGAGGACGGUGCAGUAUCUGCAGCGUCUGGGCACAGAAAACCUGCAUUUGAUUUUCUCCUACUCAGUGUGGGUGCUGAGAGACUUCCCGGAAGAUGGCCUGAAGAUAUUUACUGAAGAUGUCCCAGAAGUGGAGUCUCUGCCACGUGAUCGAGUCCUCGGCUUCUUCGUAGAGAAUUUUAAGGGUCUGGCUGUUCCUUAUCUGGAACACAUCAUCCACGUUUGGGAGGAGACAGGCUCUCGGUUCCACAACUGCCUGAUCCAGCUGUACUGUGAAAAGGUGCAAGGUCUGAUGAAGGAGUAUCUCCUGUCCUUCCCUGCAGGCAAGACCCCAGUCCCAGCUGGAGAGGAAGAGGGUGAACUGGGAGAAUACCGGCAAAAGCUCCUCAUGUUCUUGGAGAUUUCCAGCUACUAUGAUCCAGGCCGGCUCAUCUGUGAUUUUCCCUUUGAUGGCCUCUUAGAAGAACGAGCUCUCCUGUUGGGGCGCAUGGGGAAACACGAACAAGCUCUUUUCAUUUAUGUCCACAUCUUGAAGGAUACAAGGAUGGCUGAGGAGUACUGCCACAAACACUAUGACCAAAACAAAGAUGGCAACAAAGAUGUGUAUCUGUCCCUGCUUCGGAUGUACCUGUCGCCCCCCCCCAGCAUUCACUGCCUGGGGCCAAUCAAGCUGGAACUGCUGGAGCCAAAAGCCGACCUCCAGGCUGCCCUGCAGGUCCUGGAGCUGCACCACAGCAAACUGGACACCACCAAGGCCCUCAACCUUCUGCCAGCAAACACUCAGAUCAAUGACAUACGCAUCUUCCUGGAAAAGGUCUUGGAAGAAAAUGCACAAAAGAAACGGUUCAAUCAAGUGCUCAAGAACCUUCUCCAUGCAGAGUUCCUGAGGGUCCAGGAAGAGCGGAUUUUACACCAGCAGGUGAAGUGCAUCAUCACAGAGGAGAAGGUGUGCAUGGUGUGUAAGAAGAAGAUUGGAAACAGUGCAUUUGCAAGAUACCCCAAUGGAGUGGUCGUGCACUACUUCUGUUCCAAAGAGGUAAACCCAGCUGACACUUGAGCCCAGCAUCUUGGGGAUCCAGCAGAUGGACAGCUUGGCUCUCCCAGAGAGGUGAAGGAGCACCUGGCCUUAGGAAUCCUGGCUGCCACCACCACAAGGCUCCCUAUUUGGACAGUACUGGCUAUCUUGUGCCCUGGAACAACUCUGAAUUAAUUAGACUCAUGGUCUGGCAUUGCCAGCUUUUUAAUGGGAAAAGAGAUUAGUUAUACCUUAUACCAUUAUCCUGUGGGCAAUUCCAGAGAAUUCAGCACCUGCUUGGUCAGGAGGAGGUGCCCCGUCUUGCCUUUGCAUACCAGUCACCUGAACAAGGAAACUUGUCACAAGUGUUUGUAACCAUGGGGUUGUUCAUCAAGGGCUUUUCUAUUAAGAUAAGUAUACGACUUCACAAGGACCCCUCAGCAUGGCUCACUGGAGAGUUCCCUGAGAGAACAGUGCUCAAGCUUCUGGCCACAUGGACCCGA